AUGGGCGGCGAGGAGGACCUGCCUGCUGACAUCAAGAAAGAGAUUGUGACAAAAGCCGUCUAUUCUGCAAGAGCCCCGAAGACCGGGGACGAGGUCGAGAUCCGCUUCGCAACCGUGGUGGCCAACUGGCCCGUGCACCAUGGUAGCGGUGUUUGCUUCACGCUGGGCCGCGGGGAGGUCAUGGAAGCCUGGGAUCGCAUCGUGGCGACCAUGAAGAAGGGUGAGACAUCCAAGUUCACGGUGCCCGAGAUGUACCUCUCAGGAGGUCCCGAUCGAUUUCGGGAGAAGCUUCCAGAUGAUGGACAGGACGUCAUCUUCGAGAUCGAGCUGGUAGCUGUGAGAAGCAUCACCGACCUUUUCGGAGACGGAGGCGUGGUACAGAGACUUCUGCUGGAGGAGGAUGCCUAUGGUCCAUCUCCGAAAGUCACGGAUGAGGUCCAGAUAAACUACGCGCUGGCGCUCAAAAGCGCACCAGAAGAGUUGCUCGAAGAGCGGCUUCACGUCGACUUUCGGAUGGCAAGCUCCAGUCUGAACACGCUGCUAUGCUCCAAGGCCAUCCACAAAGCCCUGUUGUCCAUGAAGCCCAAGACGUAUGUGCAGCUUACAUGUCGCAGUGAUUAUGCAGCGGGCGCUGCUGGCGACGAGGACCGGGGCAUCCCGCCUAACACUGACGUCCUGGUCAGAAUAGAGCUGGUGCAGAUCUACGAGUUCGAGGAUGCAGGCAAGAAAGCCUUCUGGGAGGAGAACUUGGUCAUGAAGAAAGCCAUCGUCACUGUGCCAAGUCGACUCUGCCCGGGCUUUGAUGGCACCUGGUGCAAGGUGAAGGUCCUCAGCGCGAAGGUGGGUGAGGAGGAGAAAGUGACCGAAGAAAUCAUGGUCAACACCAUCGUUGGCAAUGGUGAGAUGUGUGACGCAUUGGAGGGAGCCUGUGCCCGAAUGCGCAAAGGAGAAGUUGCGUUGGUUACAGUCAAGCCCAUCCCAUCUCUCCACACGCCGGGGAUCCCGAGCCUCGAGAUCUCUGCUGGGGCUGGUGAUGUGGUGUACAAGCUGGAGAUGGUGGACUUCGGCCAUCCUCCACCAGAGGAGGGGCCAAGCGACUCUACCAAGUUGCUGGAGUUCUGCCAGAAGCAGAAAGGACGAGGCUCAGAUCACUUCAAGGCAGGGCGCGUCCGCCUCGCGUACGAGAGAUACUCGAGGGUCGUCGCCCUGCUUCCGCGCUACAAGCGGCCGCUGGGCAGUUCCACCAGCGUGGAGGUCUUCGAAGAUCCAAGGGAGCGAAAAGCCGCAGAGGAGCUCAAGAACACCUGCCGACUCAACCUUGCUGCGUGCGCGCUGAAGCUGGACCUUGCGUACUCCGCCGCUCGAUUCUGCGACGAGGUGCUGAAGGAGGACCCCAGGAACGUCAAGGCGCUGUACCGGCGAGCACAGGGCCGACUGGGCUCCAAGGACUUCGAGGAGGCGGUGAGCGACUGCAAGGCCAUCCUCGAGCUCGAGCCGGGCAACAAAGACGCCCGGCUCCUCGCGCAGAAGGUCCGACAGGAAGAGAAGGAGCAGCUCCGGAUGCAGAAGGAGCAGUUUGGUGCUUCACUGGUGAGGAAGCUCGCGUAG
Messenger RNA from Symbiodinium natans, 1608 nucleotides. Lineage: Eukaryota; Dinophyceae; Suessiales; Symbiodiniaceae. The record is from the annotation of a GenBank genome assembly.